GCUGCACCAACCACAACUACUGUUGCACCAACUACAACUACUGCUGCACCAACCACAACUACUGCUGCACCAACUACAACUACUGCUGCACCAACAACUACAUCUGCACUAACUACAACUACUGCUGCACCAACUACAACUACUGCUGCACUAAUUUCAACUACUGCUGCACCAACUACAACUACUGCUGCACCAACCACAACUACUGCUGCACCAACCACAACUACUGCUGCACCAACUACAACUACUGCUGCACCAACAACUACUGCUGCACCAACUACAACUACUGCUGCACCAACUACAACUACAGCUGCACUAACUACAACUGCUGUUGCACCAACCACAACUACUGCUGCACCAACUACAACUACUGAUGCACCAACAACAACUACUACUGCACCAACUACAACUACUGCUGCACCAACUAACACUACAGCUGCACUAACUACAACUACUGUUGCACCAACCACAACUACAACUGCACUAACUACAACUACUGCUGCACCAACUACUGCUGCACCAACUACAACUACUGCUGCACCAACUACAACUACAGCUGCACUAACUACAACUACUGCUGCACCAACUACAACUACUGUUGCACCAACCACAACUACUGCUGCACCAACAACUACAACUGCUGCACCAACUACAACUACUGCUGCACCAACUACAACUACUGCUGCACCAACUACAACUACUGCUGCACCAACUACAACUACAGCUGCACUAACUACAACUACUUUUGCACCAACCACAACUACAGCUGCACUAACUACAACUACUGCUGCACCAACUACUGCUGCACCAACUACAACUACUGCUGCACCAACUACAACUACAGCUGCACUCACUACAACUACUGUUGCACCAACUACAACUGCUGCACCAACAACUACAGCUGCACUAACUACAACUACUUCUGCACCAACAUCUACAGCUUCACCAACUACAACUACUGCUGCACCAACAACUACAGCUGCACUAACUACAACUACUGCCUCACCAACUACAACUACUGCUGCCCAAACAACUACAGCUGCACCAACUACAACUACAGCUGCACUAACUACAACUACUGCUGCACCAACUACAACAGCUGCACCAACAACUACAGCGGCACCAACCAACCACUACUCCAACUACCACACCAACCACUACUGCAACUACCACACCAACUACUACUACAACUACCAGACCAACCACUACUACAACUACCACACCAACCACUACUCCAACUACCACACCAACCACUACUCCAACUACCAGACCAACCACUACGACAACUACCAGACCAACCACUGCUACAACUACCAGAUCAACCACUACUACAACUACCACACCAACCGCUACUCCAACUACCAGACCAACCACUACUCCAACUACCAGACCAACUACUACUACAACUACAACAACUGCAACUACAUCAACUCAAUCAGCCACCACUUCGUCAAACACCAGUGA
Cololabis saira (Pacific saury) is the source of this 1464-nucleotide messenger RNA. RefSeq names its product mucin-5AC-like. The annotation marks the transcript as partial. The transcript has 3 exons. The record is from RefSeq and is a predicted model, not a curated record. Lineage: Eukaryota; Metazoa; Chordata; Actinopteri; Beloniformes; Belonidae.